Scylla paramamosain (green mud crab) is the source of this 2541-nucleotide messenger RNA. RefSeq lists its product as uncharacterized. The record is from RefSeq and is a predicted model, not a curated record. The coding region runs from base 1667 to 2104 and encodes 145 amino acids. The transcript is spliced from 4 exons. Lineage: Eukaryota; Metazoa; Arthropoda; Malacostraca; Decapoda; Portunidae.
CCUCGCAACAACAACAACAAGGUGUGGCUAAGGAGAGGCACUGUUGGGAGUUCGUGCUGUGCUGUUUUUAUUUAACUGUGACACAGGCCACGGCUGUGUGUACUUGUGUGAUGCUGGUUCUUGUCAGGAAGCGCCUCAGGAAUCCAGGAGCCUGCUCAUAAGGACCAGGAAGGCAUAUACUGUUGAGCAAACACACACACGUGGACCCACCACCACUACCAGCACCACCAUGAGCCUGAAAGAGUCACCAUACGCUGCUGGCAUCGCUGAGUUGCUGCGAACACUAGAGGUCCUCACAGCUUCUCCAGCUCGCCAACACCCCGCCACUAACCAGCAUAUCAUUGCUAGUAAUGUUAAAGAGGGCAGUGGACAUAAUUCUGCCGCUACACUGAGAAUCUUGAGAAGCUUUUCUCCUACAGGCGCAUCACAUGUCAACUUCUCUUUGAAUACCUGCACAAGAAGAAGGUGCCAGUCCGUACCGGGGAAAGCAAGCUGGAGAUGAUCGAGAGGGUCAAGGCGCUGUGGAAGCAGAAGUCAAAACCCAAGACAGAAAAUGUGUUGCCACUCAAGGCAAGAGAGAGCCAGGAAUUGAUGAGAUCCCCAGCCAAAGCAUCUGAGAUAGACAAAAGCACCACAAACAUCAGCCUCAGCUACUGCAGUGCCCGCAAGCCUCACACCCACCAGCUCUGUGAACAUUAAGCUGAACUCACAAGAUCUACAAGUUGAUGUUAAUUUGAUGCCUGGUGCUGGAAUGGUAAGAAGUGAUGUGUUUGCAAGGGAGUUUUGCAAAUGGUUCUUUGUGAUGCUGAACCGCCUGCAACCUCAAGGGGCAGUACAGGUUGGUGACACCUUCUCCUCAGAUGUGUUCAUGGCAAACUGUACCAUGGAUAUUUACCUCUACGGUGCCAUAAACACCGAUAAACAUGCCACAGGGCAGAACAAUGCAUAUACACUGCCUCAAAAAUGUGUGCACCGACUUCCAACUCAUGUUUGUACCAGAGAUAGACUCAGGCGUGAGGGCUGAGAUGUCGCAGCAUGGCUUGGUGAAGCUGUACUGCGUGGGCACACUGCACCAAGGAGAAACAUUCAUUGGUGUGUUUGAACAAGAGUUUGGCCUAGUCAAGUGUCCACAGGGGGGAUGGAAGAUUUUGAUGACCAAGCUUAACCUCAAAACAAGCCCAGAAAGAAAGUGUGUGCCUCCCUGCUCUUCCCCAGGGCCCUGUGUUUGAGAUUCCCCACUGAAGUGUUAGUAAGACCUGUGGGAGUGCUGAAGAACACCUGGGAGUGGUGUGUGGAAGAUGUGAGAAAGAACAUUAGGGAAGAGACUUGGGAAGUUAGGAAAAAAAAACAACAAAAAGAAAAAAAUUGGGGAUGGUGUAUGGAGGAAGACUUGACAAGGAGACCAGUGGGAAGACUGGAAGACCUGGGGAUGGUGUGUGGAGAACAGGACAAGGAGACCAUUGGGAAAACUAAAGAUGGUGUGUGGAGGAGGACAUGAUAAAGAGCAUGAAAAAGAGAGAUGGUGAUAAUUAUAGGAUGACUAAAUAACAUGUGAUAAUAAGGCUAAUUGCUUCUUUGUUGUUCUUCUAUUACUGCAUUAUAUACAUUGUUUUUUACUUAUAGAAGUGACGUGUUUGCAAAGGAGUUUUGCAAAUGGUUCUUUGUGAUGCUGAAUCGCUUGCAACCUCAAGGGGUAGUACAGGUUGGUGACACCUUCUCCUCAGAUGUGUUCAUGGCAAACUGUACCAUGGAUAUUUACCUCUACGGUGCCAUAAACACCGAUAAACAUGCCACAGGGCAGAACAAUGCAUAUACACUGCUCAAAAAUGUGUGCACCGACUUCCAACUCAUGUUUGUACCAGAGAUAGACUCAGGCGUGAGGGCUGAGAUGUCGCAGCAUGGCUUGGUGAAGCUGUACUGCGUGGGCACACUGCACCAAGGAGAAACAUUCAUUGGUGUGUUUGAACAAGAGUUUGGCCUAGUCAAGUGUCCACAGGGGGGAUGGAAGAUUUUGAUGACCAAGCUUAGCCUCAAACAAGCCCAGAAAGAAAGUGUGUGCCUCCCUGCUCUUCCCCAGGGCCCUGUGUUUGAGAUUCCCCUCUGAAGUGUUAGUAAGACCUGUGGGAGUGCUGAAGAACACCUGGGAGUGGUGUGUGGAAGAUGUGAGAAAGAACAUUAGGGAAGAAACUUGGGAAAUUAGGAAAAAAAAAAAAAAAAAAAAAAAAAAUUGGGGAUGGUGUAUGGAGGAGGACUUGACAAGGAGACCAGUGGGAAGACUGGAAGACCUGGGGAUGGUGUGUGGAGAACAGGACAAGGAGACCAUUGGGAAAACUAAAGAUGGUGUGUGGAGGAGGACAUGAUAAGGAACAUGAAAAAGAGAGAUGGUGAUAAUUAUAGGAUGACUAAAUAACAUGUGAUAAUAAGGCUAAUUGCUUCUUUGUUGUUCUUCUAUUACUGCAUUAUAUACAGUGUUUUUUACUUAUAGAAGAAUUGUUAGUCUUAAGUACAGAUUACUGAGAGAAUAAAAUAACUCUGAUGAUA